CAAAGAGAGCCACUCAAGUUGAGCCAUUCUCAGGCGCCAGUUCUUUGCACUGCACGCCAGCAAGACGACAGACUGCGGUUGUUAUUCAAAACAUUGCCUUUUGAUGAUUUUACCGCUGGACACUUGUAAGCCUGAUUUUUGGGUGUUUCGGCAGAAAGUAGCAAGAAGGGUUUUGGAGAGAUAACUUGAAGAACGGGCUCACCUGAGCACGCUGGUGGAUAUUCGUUUUGACAUCACAAAACCUAGUUAUUAUCAUCACUCCACCCGCCAGCUGAGCAGAUCAAGAGCAAGCUUCUAUUUCAAUGCUGUUCCACUGAACCAUUGGGACAGAGAAGCAUUACAGACGAGGCAUUGUGUCCGUAGCCGAAAAUAUCAAAGACCUCGUUGGGCUCCAAUCUGCUGUUGAGAAUUCGAAAAGUGACCUCAACCUGAACACCACUCAGGAACGUAAAGUGUCUGGUGCGUAGGACUGCCAUCAGGCUGCCAUGGUGCGUGAGGGAGGUGUGGCGGUGGAUCCAUCCUACUGGGGCCUGUGGGCUUUUGCCACUUUGAUGCUAGUGGCACUGUGCAUGUCCGAGCAGGCCAUCCGCUGCCCAGUGUGUUCCGAGGAGAGGCUAGCCAGCUGUCAACUGCCGGAAAACUGUGACGAGACGGUGCGCGAGCCUGGCUGCGGCUGCUGCCCCACGUGUGCCCUGCCGAAAGGGGCACACUGUGGUGUCUACUCGCCGCGAUGUGGUACUGGGCUGCGCUGCUACCCGCCACAGGGUAUCGAGCGACCACUACACUCGCUCAUGCACGGCCAGGGCAUGUGCACCGAUGAGAGGGAGGUGGAGGACAACUCAGUGAUGGAACGGCAGGAUGAAAUCAUCCUGGAGCACCCAAACAACAGCAAUAUCCGUUGCAGUCCACAAGACAAACGCUGUAUACAGAAGACCCUGGCCCGACACCCACCAAAAUCCACAAAUCAGAGAAGCAACACGGCGAGGGAGGAAGCCAAGGCAGCGCUGGCUCCAUGUCGUGCUGAGCUCCAGAGAGCACUGGACAGAUUGGCAUCCAAUUCCCGCACCCAUGAUGAUCUCUUCACAAUUCCCAUUCCAAACUGUGACAAGAAUGGAGAUUUCCACGCCAAACAGUGCCAUCCAGCACGUGACGGUCUGCGAGGAAAGUGCUGGUGCGUGGAUCACAAGACUGGCGUGAGACUGCCGGGCCCGCUCGAGUUGCGAGGGGACCUGGACUGCCACCAGUCACCGACUGCUACUCUGAGGGAUUGAAAAGCAAAGGAUUCAAUGAGAGUUACCGAGCAACUUAGUUCAACUGGUGCUUAAGAGCUGAUCUACGAAAGAAGAUUCCCCACAGUCUCACUUCAUUUGAGACCUACGGUACAUGAGCUCAUGCAACAAAAGGAGUUUGAAAUUGAAAUGAGUUCUUUGAUGUCUGAGCUUUGUUUCUGGAUGUAUGCGAGUCUUCUGGGCGCUUGUCAUGUAUUGUUUUGACAAUGUGAAAGUACAACAUGUCGUCAAUUGAUACUGUAUGUGGUAAAACAUGUGGCAGUAAAAAAACAAAAAACAAAAAAGCACACACGGGAAAUGUUUCAUUUUCUCAAGUGUUCAAGAGAUUAAGAUCCGGAAGGCAACCAUGUUAUACAUGUCCAGCUCAUUCAUCCAGUUAACAGCAGAAGAUAGUUAGUGCAAAAUGAGAAAGGCCAUGCUCUUCUUCCUUGAACAACCCAAUGAUUCAAUUUUUACAGCCACGCAAAUGUGCAGAGUAAGAACACUUUGAAAAAGCAUACCACUAAACUUUUGCUACAAUGUGUGAGAGCACAGAAGAGAUUGUUUUCUCUGUUUUACCGCUGCACUCUACCCACUUUUUUGCCAACGACUUGUCUAUAGCGCACUGGUCACAAGGUUAUGGAAUAUUGGGCUGAAAGAAGUGAAAAAAUAAAAU
Hippocampus zosterae (dwarf seahorse) is the source of this 1944-nucleotide messenger RNA. RefSeq names its product insulin-like growth factor-binding protein 4. Bases 486 to 1271 code for a protein of 261 amino acids. Gene Ontology annotation, biological process: regulation of insulin-like growth factor receptor signaling pathway. Gene Ontology annotation, cellular component: extracellular region. The transcript is spliced from 4 exons. The record is from RefSeq and is a predicted model, not a curated record. Gene Ontology annotation, molecular function: insulin-like growth factor I binding; insulin-like growth factor II binding. Lineage: Eukaryota; Metazoa; Chordata; Actinopteri; Syngnathiformes; Syngnathidae.